AUGGCCACGGGAAGCGCGGUUGCAUGAACGAUCUCUCGUUGAACCUGCACAUUCGCUCCGUCUUUUUCGGCCGCGGUUCCUGCGAGCACCCCCGAGGGCAGGAGGCAAGAGAGAGAGACGACUGCGGGGCCGCGGAGGUGCGGCGGAGAGCCAGGCAGGCCAGGAUAGGACGCUCGAGUCCGGUUUGAUGCUGGCGGCCCGUCCGGAUGCUGCCGCUGCUGCGUUCAUAAGGGACCGCUGUUUAUCCUAGAAACGAUCGGACGCGUCAACGUCCUCUAUUCUCACAUUCAAAGCCGAUUGGCGAACGGCAUUCGCGAGAGCCGCUGCAGACACGGCAGCAUCCUUCCGUACCUGCGGCUCUCCAGCGCCUUACAGGCCCAGAGUCAUGGGCAACACGCCGGCCGCCAAACGGGGCAACGAGAUGGAAAGCGUCAAAGAGUUUCUGGCCUUUGCCAAAGAAGAUUUCCUCAGGAAAUGGGAGAAUCCUGCACAGAACACGGCAUGUCUGGAGGACUUUGAGCGGUUGAAAACUCUGGGCACGGGGUCGUUCGGCCGUGUGAUGCUGGUCAGACACAGAGAGACCGGGCAGCACUACGCCAUGAAGAUACUUAAUAAACAGAAGGUAGUGAAGCUGAAGCAGAUCGAACACACUCUGAACGAGAAGCGAAUACUGCAGGCCGUCAGCUUCCCUUUCUUAGUGCGAUUGGAUUACUCCUUCAAGGAUAACACUAAUCUGUACAUGGUGAUGCAGUACGUUCAGGGAGGGGAGAUGUUCUCACACCUGCGUAGAAUCGGCAGGUUCAGCGAACCCCAUGCACGGUUUUAUGCUUCACAAAUAGUUUUGACAUUCGAAUAUCUGCAUGCCCUUGACCUGAUCUACAGAGACCUUAAACCAGAGAACCUCCUCAUCGAUCAGCAGGGCUACAUCCAGGUGACAGAUUUUGGUUUCGCGAAGCGGGUCAAGGGUCGCACGUGGACAUUGUGCGGCACACCUGAGUAUCUGGCCCCAGAGAUUAUCCUCAGUAAGGGUUAUAAUAAGGCUGUGGACUGGUGGGCUUUGGGCGUGUUGAUGUACGAGAUGGCGGCUGGUUACCCCCCAUUUUUCGCCGAUCAGCCCAUUCAGAUCUACGAAAAGAUUGUCUCAGGAAAGGUACGAUUCCCCUCUCACUUCAGUUCUGACUUGAAGGACCUGUUGAGAAACCUGCUGCAGGUGGACCUGACCAAGCGCUUUGGCAAUCUUAAAAAUGGAGUGAACGACAUCAAAGGACACAAGUGGUUCUCCAGCACUGACUGGAUAGCCAUUUACCAGCGGAGGGUGGAGGCCCCAUUUGUGCCUAAAUGCAGGGGUCCCGGUGACACCAGCAACUUUGAUGACUAUGAGGAAGAAGAGAUCCGCGUGUCGUUCACGGAGAAGUGUGGAAAAGAAUUUUCCGAGUUCUGAAGUAAGAGGUGAUAGAAAUAUAGAGAGAGAGAGAGAGAGAAAGGACAAGUGCAUGAAUCUUAAAACCGAUCCUUCCUCCUGUUAAUCAGCAGAGAAACCAGCGGAAGAAUGCAGAGAAGACAGUGAGGCCUUUUUCAUCUCCUCUAUUUUAAUCAUGUUCGUAAAUGUCCUUUUUUUAAAUCUGUUCAAGUGAUAUUAAUCAUGAUGGAUUCGAUAGGGUGUGAUUGUCGGCCAGUGGACUGGGAUUGCUGUUACCACACAAAGAGAGACGGGGGUUAGUUAAACUCUUGAGCAAUUACCGCUAAGGUGCGAGACCUCCACUAGGCCACCUUAGCAACCGUGCAGAAAUCAAACAUGUUUUCCUGUGUAACAACCGAAAUAUUUUGGUCCUGUAUACUGUCAUGUGUUUCUUUAUUCUUAAAAAUGCAGUGGAGGGAUGACAAAGUGAAAAGAAGCCAUGAUGUCAUCAUAUGAGCACUUCUUUACAUAUUUUCAUUUUAUCUUAUUUCAGCUGUAGGUCCAGCGCUCUCUGUAAAACGUUCACACCAAUGAAAUGUGCCAUGAAAUCCUACAAGUGUCGAUAUUUUGACUCAUCAUCAGUUACGUUGAUUAUCUGAUGAGUACACGACCGACUGAUAGCCUUCACUGUGUCAAGAAGAGGGAAUGAAUGUUUUUGUUCUGUUAGUUUACUAUUGUUAUUACUCUAAUCGAUACGGUUCACGUUGGGUUGCAAAACUGCGCACGCGGAGAAGCCGUGCGGUCGACACUCUCCAGCGAGCCGCUGCAUCGCCCCCAGUUUUUCGCCAUUUCUUCCCCCUUUUUUCUUCCAUUUCUGCGUUUGUAAACAGGCAGAGUCUUCUCUCAGAAUGGGUGCAGUGCAUCUGGCUCCUUUUUGGGUGAGAAUUCCUCACACGCAAGUCUUUAACUCUCUAGGCUACAAAUAUUUCCGAAGCUGGAGGUCAACUCAGUGGAUUCCAGUGCUUGCUCCUGAGGACAUGGUUCAAGUUAAUUGUGAUAUUUUGCACCACAAGAAUCAUUCCAAUAAAGUAUUACUCUAA
Xyrauchen texanus (razorback sucker) is the source of this 2499-nucleotide messenger RNA. Its product is annotated as cAMP-dependent protein kinase catalytic subunit alpha-like. Gene Ontology annotation, molecular function: ATP binding; protein kinase A regulatory subunit binding; cAMP-dependent protein kinase activity. Bases 386 to 1441 code for a protein of 351 amino acids. Lineage: Eukaryota; Metazoa; Chordata; Actinopteri; Cypriniformes; Catostomidae. The transcript has 10 exons. The record is from RefSeq and is a predicted model, not a curated record. Gene Ontology annotation, cellular component: cAMP-dependent protein kinase complex; nucleus. Gene Ontology annotation, biological process: peptidyl-serine phosphorylation.